Diceros bicornis minor is the source of this 1509-nucleotide messenger RNA. RefSeq names its product COMM domain containing 8 (gene COMMD8). The record is from RefSeq and is a predicted model, not a curated record. Bases 42 to 593 code for a protein of 183 amino acids. The transcript has 5 exons. Lineage: Eukaryota; Metazoa; Chordata; Mammalia; Perissodactyla; Rhinocerotidae.
CCGGGCCUUGUCAUGUGACCCCGGCUCCGCUUCGCACAGGGAUGGAGCCGGAAGAGGGGACGCCGUUGUGGCGGCUGCAGAAGCUGCCAGCCGAGCUGGGCCCGCAGCUUCUUCACAAAAUAAUUGACGGCAUUUGUGGUCGAACUCAUCCUCUCUACCAGGACUAUCACAGUGUUUGGGAUUCAACAGAAUGGAGUCAUGUUCUAGAAGAUAUUACCAAAUUUUUCAAAGCCGUAGUUGGUAAAAAUUUAUCUGAUGAAGAGAUAUUUCAGCAAUUGAAUCAGUUAAAUUCAUUUCAUCAAGAAGCUAUCAUGAAAUGCUUAAAAAGUAGAAAAGAUGAAAUCAAGCAGGCUCUGUUAGAAGAAAUAGUUGAUAUUUCUUCUGCACAGCUACAGGAUUUUGAUUGGCAGUUAAAGCUUGCACUUUCUAGUGACAAGAUUGCUACAUUACAAAUGCCACUUUUAAACCUUCAUCUAGAUGUAAAAGAAAAUGGUGAAGUCAAACCAUAUUCUGUUGAAAUGAGUAAAGAAGAGCUGCAGAAUCUAAUAAAUUCCUUGGAAGCAGCUAAUAAGGUGGUCCUGCAGUUGAAGUAACUGGAAGUAAUGAAUACCAACAUUGUCGGAUUCCACUGCUGCAGCUGAUACGGCAGAGUGGAUACUGUGUGUUCAGAAAACCUGCGACAUACUGACUUACUACACCAAGCUGAGAAAGCAGCAGUGUUGACAUCACAAAGAGAAAAAUUUGUCAACUUCCCUAAAGAACAGGAAAUUCCCUUGUUGGCAGGAAAUGCAUAAAAAAUGAAAAAGCUAUAAUAGGAGUUUAUAUUUUUAUAAUGACUGUUUUGCCUCCUUUAUUAAAUAUUUGAGAAAUCUUUAUAGAUAUACAGUUUUGUUGAAAGCUAAAAAUAGGCUCUAAAGUAAUGUACACAUACAAAGCACAAAUACACUUAAAUAUUGCUUAAAGAAGUAUGUGAAUAGCAAGGACAUGUAUUAUGGCUAUAUAUGAUUAAUUUGUAAUAUUUUUAAAAAAUAGCUUUUAAAGAAUGUAUAAGCUGCAUAUGUAACUCAGGAGAUUCCAUAUCUUCCUCGUAUUUCAAAGGAAAGAUUAUAAAAUAUAGAAUUUCUUACAGAAAGAAGCUCUUCUUCAGACAUGAACAAGAAAAAAUAACAAUUUAUUAGAAAAAUUUUGAGUUUAUGAAUUUAUAAAUUCUAGAAACUAAAAUCUUAUAUUAGUACACAGAAAAAAAUGAAAAUAACACUGUUACUUCUGCAUUUCUAUGUCUGGUCAGGAGAGUAUGCUCUGAUGAAAAAAGAAUGGAUAUCAUUGUAUAGUGUAUAUAUUGCUAUUCAGAUAUCAGCUAGGAAUAUAUAUAGGUCCAUUUUUGUUAUAAACCCUUAAUGUUGAAUUUAACAGUUUUGAAUGUUAACAACUUCAUUGGAAAACAAACCACUUUUAAUUUCAGUUAACUUUAAAAACAAGCAUUCUGAACAAAUAAAAAAUGUCAUUUUA